UGAGCAGGUUAAGUGGUUUAGAAUAUGGUCGUGCAGAACGUGCAGAGUUUUUUUAUUUCCAAAUAAGGUCAGUUCCCUGAGGUAUGAAAGAGCAAAGUCAAUAAACCUCAAUAAACAUCGAAUUAUUGCACUGUCAAUGAAGGUUCAAAGAAACAAACACACACACAGCGGGGUCAUGAGGUAGUGCUGUUCCUUUAACAUCUCACCACAGCACAUAGUUUGACUCACUUCCCUCACUGCCCCACCCCAGAGCUCCUGUGCUGAAGCUUGACACAGACCCCUCCAACAGACUGGAGAGUCUGUUCUCAUUCCUACAGUCUGCUGGACUUUGACUGCUGAUUUUCUGUCCACAAACAGAGAAGAUCACUUCAGGAUGCCUCUUGGGGGUGGAAACAAAUGUGGCUGCUGCCAGAAAACAGUGUAUUUUGCAGAGGAAGUGCAGUGUGAAGGGCGGAGCUUCCACAGAUUCUGCUUCCUUUGCAUGGUGUGCAGGAAAAAUCUAGACAGCACUACUGUAGCCGUCCAUGAGAAUGAGAUCUACUGCAAAGCCUGUUAUGGCAAAAAAUACGGGCCCAAAGGCUAUGGCUACGGUGCUGGCGCAGGAACUCUGAGCAUGGACAAAGGAGAGUCACUGGGAAUUAAACAUGUGGAGCCUCAAGAACAUCAGCCAACCAAUAACCCCAACACAUCAAAGUUUGCUCAGAAGUUUGGCGGCUCUGAUGUCUGUCCACGGUGUAGCAAGGCCGUCUACGCAGCUGAAAAAGUCAUAGGGGCAGGAAAUGCAUGGCACAGGGGUUGUUUCCGAUGUGCAAAGUGCGGCAAGGGGCUAGAAUCUACAACUUUAGCUGACAAGGACGGAGAAAUCUACUGCAAAGGUUGCUAUGCCAAGAACUUUGGACCAAAGGGCUUUGGAUACGGUCAAGGCGCUGGAGCACUGUCACACACUCAAUAGUUCAGCAUGACACAACUUACCCCACAUUCCCCCAUUCGUAAGCAUCUGUAGAAGCUCCUAAACACCUCCUGCUCACAUACAAGUACAGGUGCGAGUGAGUUCAUGUCAGUGUCUUCAAAAAGGAAACAGGUGUCAGUCAAGAAGGAAACCAGAGUCCUGAUACUUCCGUCUAAAUCUUACACGCGAUACAUUCCACAAGACAUCAUGUCAUUGUCUUGAACCCAUAAACAUCUCUUCUUAACUCUUGGAAGAACGUCAAGUAUGUAAACUAAAAAUGGGAUUAAGACUUAAUCUGCUCACCUAAAAUGAUCACUUGAAUUUUCACCGGUUUAGUGGAACCUGAGCUGUGGUGUUAUGUCGGUAUUCCUCUGCUUCGAUGUACUGUCUGGUCUUAAAUGGAUCUGCAUACCAGUUUACUAGUUUACCACAUGCUUGUUUGAGCUUUAAUCACUGUAAAGAAUGUUUUCUUCAGCAUGAAUGAGUCACAAGUACUCCUUGCCUUUAUUUCAGUUUAUUUCACUAUUAAUGGAAACGUAUGCCUUCUGCACGUACUUUAAGAAGAUGGUUAGAAGUAAAUGUACAAAUAUGCACAUUUUUGGUGUCUUUUUUUAUUUGUGUCCAUUAAACUGAAUAGUAGGUGAAUGUAAAUGUUUGAGAGAUUUAUGUAUAUAAAAUGAAUGUGGCUUGCAAGUAAGUAGAGGUAGUUUCAGUAUAUAUUUCUAGUAGAGGGUAUUCCUUAGAAAUUUGUCUUGAUAUCACACCUAUAGCUCGCGUCCCGUUCUGUGGCAUUUCAAUCGACACUUUCAAUUUGGCAUUUUAAUAACAAAUACAUAUUUAGUUGCUAUCUCUGGUGCCACAUAUUGGAAGAAAAAAAUGAACUCAUUGGAUUCAUUGUUUUUUUUUUUUUCAUUGGAUGAUGUGCAAUACCAUUAAAAAGUUACAAGUCUAUAAGCUUUAAAAAAUAUUUUUAAAGAAGCGUCUUUUGCUCACUAAGGCUGCAUUUAUUUGAUCAAAAAUACAGUAAAAACUGUAAUACUGUGACGUAUUAUUAUAACUUAAAAUAAGUGUUUUCUAUGUGAAUAAUUGUAAAAUGUAAUUAUUCCUGUGAUCAAAGCUGAAUUUUCAGCCUCGUUACUCCAGUCUUCAGUGUCACAUGAUCCUUCAGAAAUUAUUCUAAUAUUCUAAAAAAAACAUUUCUUAUUAUCAGUGUUUAAAAUAGUUGUGCUAUGUUUUCAAUGUCUUUGAUAAAUAGAAAUUUGAAUUUAAAAACAGCACUUAUUUGAUAUGCAAAUCUUUUUUUGUAAUAUUAGUCUUUAGAUCAAUUUAAUGCAUCCUUGCUAAAUAGAUGUAUUAAUUUAUUUUUAAAAAAUGUCAUCCUAACCUCAAAUCAUUGAAACAUAGUGUAUACCUAUUGUUUCAUACACCAUUUAUAUAGGCCUACCAUUUAUGAGGCCUUGUUUUUAUCUAAAUUUUCUGUAUUAACUUGACCAAACAAUCAACUGGUCAAAUGAAUUAUUGAUAUAAAACUCUCAUUGUCUACUGAUUCGACAUGCAUCAGCGUUCUCUGCAUAUGUGGCAUGCGAAUGGUCAUUUUUAAAGUGAGCAUACUCAACUAUAAUCCUUUCACAUAAUCUCAAUCACAUGCUAAAUUCGUGACCUAAUCAUUUUACAAUUUUAGAAAUGUACAGUACAUGAGUCACUCUCUUAUCGAGUUUCACUGUGACUGAAAGAUGAACUGUCUGACACUUUCAGUAAUGCAGCUUUCUUUUGGGAAGUACCUGAUAAUCCUUUAAAAGUCGUAAACAUUUCAAUGAUCAAGAACAUUAAGCUCUGAUGAUUGCAUACAGAUUGUCACCCUGAUUGCUGUAUUUACAUGCAACAAGAUACAAUGCACCUCACAAAAAAAAAAUAAAAAAAUAAAACACUCUCAGGUGCCCAAACAUUGCACAAAGGGAGUUUUAUGUUACACUUUA
Molecule: messenger RNA, 2925 nt
Organism: Onychostoma macrolepis
Lineage: Eukaryota; Metazoa; Chordata; Actinopteri; Cypriniformes; Cyprinidae
Gene: csrp1a
Product: cysteine and glycine-rich protein 1a
Exons: 6
Coding region: 374-952 (192 amino acids)
Biological process (GO): sarcomere organization; muscle tissue development
Cellular component (GO): cytoplasm; nucleus; Z disc
Molecular function (GO): structural constituent of muscle; actinin binding
Source: RefSeq, a predicted model, not a curated record